Molecule: messenger RNA, 1655 nt
Organism: Strongylocentrotus purpuratus (purple sea urchin)
Lineage: Eukaryota; Metazoa; Echinodermata; Echinoidea; Camarodonta; Strongylocentrotidae
Exons: 4
Coding region: 789-1430 (213 amino acids)
Molecular function (GO): zinc ion binding; nucleic acid binding
Source: RefSeq, a predicted model, not a curated record
ACGUUGGAAAACGCAAUCAACGAUUUUAUCAAAAUAUCCUUUUUUCUUUCAUUAAACUAGGAACUAAAUAAAGCGAAUUAUAGCGUGUAUUUGUGACAGAGAGGGGUGGAGAGAGAGAGAGGGAGAGGGAGAGAGAGGGAGAGAGAGAGAGAGAGAGAGAGAGAGGGAGAGAGAGAGAGAGAGGAAGAGCGAGCGAGUGUGAAUGUGCCAUCGGUGGAUGUAAUUAGUGUAGAAAUUAUACAGUGUUCCGUGAAGCAUUGAAUGUGUUGUCACGGGUUACUAUCUGAAAAGGUUGAGACUACCAUUGAAAGGAAAGUGGAAUGGCAUUACACCUGUUAUAGACGGGAAGUGUUUUUUUUUGUAGUUGACUGUAUAUAAUGUACUGGAGUGAUACUGGCUAGGGCCACACCCAAAGAAGUUGGCUUGGUGUACGGAGGUCUUGAUGUACGUAGCAGCUUGCUUCAAAGCAUUAUAGUUAACUGCUUGUACACACAUUAUAGAAGACAAGUUGAGAAAGAUGUGGCUUCUGGCUUUAUAAGUUUUGCUACAUGAGAAUUUGCAGCUUUAAGUAGAACCGAUACUUUCCAUCGAUGGCACAGGGGCUUGGGAGACAAGCUGAGAUUUCUACGACUACGAGAGUUGUUGCAAGACGGGACAUUCGGACACGUGACCGACAGAUCACCAAGAACAUGGCGUCUUCAGUAGAGAACGCAAUAUGAACAUUAUGAUCCAAGUUUGUUACAGGAAAACCCAAGGCCGGAGAAACUGGGCACCAAUACGCCACCCGCAUGGAGAAUUACCUAGACAGAUGGAUUGAACUUGCAGGCAUCGAGAAGACGUUCGAGGAGCUAAAGGAUCUCAUUCUUCGAGGGCAGUACAUCGAAGGCUGUCAUCGGGAACUUGUUAUAUUCCUUAAGGAACGUCAACCGACCGCUAUGAAACAGACAGCGAGACUGGUGGACCAAUACUUAGACGCAAGAGGAGGAUACUUCAAGACACCUGUCCCUCAGAGACACAACCCGACACAAACUGAAGACACGAAGAGAAGUGAGGGUAAGCCUCCCUCCCAACAUAAUACACCUCCUGGUAAUCCUUAUCCCAAGACUUGUUUCAACUGUCACCAAACAGGUCAUCUCGCUAGAAAUUGUCCAUCGCCUUCGGUUCCUAAGUCAAGGUCGUGUUACCUCUGCCAUAAAUCUGGUCACUAUGCAAACAAUUGCCCAUACAAUGCUCCCAAAACAGCAGGACUGAUGACAACAGAUGAUACAGAUGUUACAGUACCACACGGACAAGAUUGGUUCCCUCAUGAUUCUGAGGUGUCCGAGCUGCAGACAAUCCAGACCGAUCAUGGUCAUCUCACAUCCACCCAGUAUGUGCCGCGGAGACAAGAGCUCAACGAAGAGAUCGAGAGAAGCCAUAUCGCCCAUUAAGGACCCCCAAGCCCUUGGAGAACCUCGUCAACCCAGAGACAUUAAGGAGAGCACAACAGGAAGACGAAACUCUUGGCCGUGCAAGAGAACUAGCAGAAAGUCGAGAGGAGAAGAUAAGUCGCAACGAUGGCAAAUCUUCUUUCUAUUAUCAAGAUGACAUAUUGUACCGCAGAUUUCAAUCACCAAAGGUUGAGGCUAAUCACCUAUUUACUCAAAUUGUGGUAC